AUGAUUAUUAAUGAGACUUUUGAUUCACUUAUUAACAAGAAUAAUUUAAAUGAAAAAGGUAGUAAGGUUAAUGAAUUAAAGAAAGAUAAUAUUAAGAAGUCACCAAUAUUUGGUAGUGAUGAUAAUGACUUUGAAUUACCAAUUAAGAAUAAUUUAGAUAAGAGUAAAUUACCAAUAAAGAAGAAUGAAUUAAGUAAGAAAAAGGAAGUUAAAAAAAUUCCAUUAUUUGACAGUGAUGAUGAUUAUGACUUCCCGGCACUGAUUUGA
Molecule: messenger RNA, 267 nt
Organism: Hepatospora eriocheir
Lineage: Eukaryota; Fungi; Microsporidia; Hepatosporidae
Source: the annotation of a GenBank genome assembly